AUGUCGCUGGGUUUGGAGGUUUCGAAUAUGUCAUGGCGUCCGACCUACCGAAGCUCCAAGUUUCGAAAUGUCUACGGAAAGGUGGCCAACAGGGAGCACUGCUUCGACGGCAUCCCCAUCACCAAGAACGUCCACGACAACCACUUCUGCGCCGUCAACUCCAAGUUCCUGGCCGUGGUCACGGAGAGUGCGGGCGGAGGCUCCUUCAUCAGUCGGAUAAAUGCGGAUGUGAUUGAUAAUGAGGCCAGAGCCAACUCCACUCACUCUUCUCGGCACAAUCAUGGAGAUGGGUUCAAUCAAACCCUUCAGGGUGACUAG
Menidia menidia (Atlantic silverside) is the source of this 318-nucleotide messenger RNA. The record is from the annotation of a GenBank genome assembly. Lineage: Eukaryota; Metazoa; Chordata; Actinopteri; Atheriniformes; Atherinopsidae.